UUAUGAAGUAAAAUUAGACUGUUUAACUGUGCAAACAACCAAAACCUUAAAACUAGAAAAUGCGGUCUUCAUAUUUGCGCAAGGCUACAGUCAUGCAUGUGAAUUCAGUGCCAGAAAUCCAAAGGCAAGAAGCAUUUUCUUGCAUAACUCGAAUCUAGACAUGCAGAUAGUUAAACCAAAGAUGGACAAGCUUCUAGUAUUAAUAUAAUGUUUUGUCAUUUAUAUAUUAAGACUGCAGGCUCAACUGAAAUUUUCACAGCAAUUCAUCUGCAAGAUCAUAGACAUUUACCAAGCAUUGUUAAAAUUGUUCAGCCAUGCUAAAAUUUUCAGGUAUAUUUCGAGAACAUAGAAAUGGGAAGUGCACGGGAAAGAAGUGUUGCCUACAACUUUUAGAGUUGAAUUGCCAUUAGUUUGUUCACUAUUUAUUUUUUCUCUUUUUCUGUAGUGCCGACUGCUAAGACAAGUAAUAUGUCAUUCUUGCUACUGGUAGUUGUUGCAGUCAUGUUGCGCCUAGCAUCUAUAUCAGCGCAACCUGACCCCGGAUGCAAAACACAAUGUGGUGAUGUCGACAUCCCUUAUCCCUUUGGCAUCGGUACUGGCUGUGCUAUUGAAGGCUUCGAGAUCAUUUGCGAGAGGACUGCCGAUGGAAUUGACAAGCCGUUCAUGCUCAUUCAGGAGGCAGAGGUUCUAAGCAUCUCGGUGCCCCGUGGCCAAAUCCGAGUUCUCACGACCAUCUCGACGUACUGCUACGACAAAAGUACAAGAUCGAUGAAACACAAUGCUUGGUCCCUUGACUUCUCGCGGGGUCCGUACCGCUUCUCCUAUGUACACAACAAGCUCAUAGUCAUUGGCUGCAACACACUCGCCUACAUCAACAACCUCAGAGGCACUACAAGGUACACAACAGCGUGCGCAGCUGUGUGUGAGAGCCCGGCGACCCUGACAAACGGCUCUUGUGUUGGUGCAGGCUGCUGCCAAAACGAUAUACCAGAGGGUCUAAGUGGCUAUAGCCUCAGUUUCUAUGAUGUUUACGGUGAUUCCAAUAGUACGCUUUUCAGCCCAUGUAGUUACGCCGCCAUGGUGGAGACAGAGACAUUUAGUUUCAGCUCCGAGUACAUAACUACUACAAGGUUCAAUGAUACCGACGAUGGGCGGAAGCCGCUGGUGCUGGACUGGGUGAAUGGAAAUGCGACAUGUGAAGUGGCCAGAGCCAUGCCUUCUUACAUGUGCCAUAGCAGGAACAGCAUGUGUGUGAACUCGACCAACGGCCCAGGGUAUCUAUGCAACUGCAUCGAUGGAUAUGAAGGGAACCCUUACCUCUUUGACGGAUGCAGAGGCAAGUUCAGUUCAUAUCUUUAUGUCAAUGAAUGUGAUAAGAAUUCAAGUAUAUGCCCGAAGUAUGCAACAUGCCACAACACUAUAGGAGGUUAUCAUUGUUCAUGUUCUCCAGGCAGAAAGUUCGUAAUGGAAACAAAAUCUUGCAACCCAGACAUCACCCUUAUCAUAGGCAUUAGCAUUGGCGCUGUCGUUCUGAUGAUUAUCAUCUUCUGCAUACGUCUAAUAUUUGAGAGAAGAAAGCUUGCAAACGUCAAAAAACUGUAUUUUCAGCAGCACGGAGGGAUGCUAUUGUUUGAGAAGAUGAAAUCAGAUCAGGGACUUUCAUUUACAGUGUUUACUGAAGCAGAACUGGAACAAGCAACAAAUAAGUUUGACAAAAGCCAGAUUCUUGGACAUGGAGGCCAUGGCACUGUGUACAAGGGAAUAAUUAAGGAUAUCACUCCAGUGGCAAUUAAAAGGUGUGCAUUGGUUGAUGAUAGGCAGAAGAAGGAAUUCGGCAAUGAAAUGCUGAUUCUUUCCCAGAUCAAUCACAAGAACAUUGUCAAGCUAUUGGGUUGUUGCCUUGAGGUGGAAGUCCCCAUGCUAGUAUAUGAGUUCAUCCCAAAAGGAACAUUGUUUGAUCUUAUUCACGGCAACAACCGUAAACUGCAUCUCCCUUUCGGUUCUCUUCUAAGGAUCGUCAAUGAGGCAGCUGAGGGGCUUGCAUUUUUGCAUUCCUAUGCAAACCCACCAAUUUUACAUGGUGAUGUGAAAACCUCUAACAUCCUUCUUGAUGAGAAUUACAUGGCAAAGGUAUCAGAUUUUGGGGCAUCUAUAAUAGCACCAGCUGACAAAGCCCAAUUCGUCACAAUGGUUCAAGGGACAUGUGGUUAUCUGGACCCCGAAUACAUGCAGACGUGUUGCUUGACAGACAAAAGCGAUGUUUAUAGCUUUGGUGUUGUUCUUCUGGAGAUCCUAACUGGGCAGGUGCCACUGAAACUUGAAGGUCCUCAGGUACGCCGGAGCCUGUCGUCAAGUUUCCUGCUGGCUAUGAAGGGGAACAAUCUUGAUAAUAUGCUUGACAAUCAAAUAAAAGGUCAUGAGAACAUGGAGUUGAUUGUAGGGGUAGCAGAGCUAGCUAAGCAAUGCUUGGAAAUGUGCGGUGACAAUAGGCCCUCGAUGAAAGAGGUAUCUGAGGAGCUUAGCAGAUUAAGGAAGCUUUCGAGACAUCCUUGGAUACAGCAUGAUACCGAGACAGAUAGUUUUCUCGGUGUAAUUGAAAUAGAACAAAGCUCUGAGUACACAGAGAAGGAUGAAACAAUGCCCAUAAAUCCAAGCAGUUCUUACUUUAUGAGGUGAACCAAAACAGUGCCAAUUUUAUUCUUUAGCACUUCCAUUCGUGAUGUAACCUUCUCCUCCUUUAGUUAUAUAUGUGGCAUCUUAUUAUAAGACUCUAUUGGACCCUUGGGUAUUACAUAGACACAGCAUAAUUUAGCAAGAGUAUAUGCAUCAUGGUACAAAAUGGGGACACAUCCAGUUGUUAGCCAUCUAUCCAUUUGAACUGUGCGAGCUUUCAUAGAAGUUUCCAAAAUCACCGAGAGGAGAUUAGUGGACGACAGGGCAUGAAAAUGCGAUCAAGUUUGGUAUUGAAACUGUGCUAUAUUACGUCAAGUGAUUUCUUUUUCUUUUUUUGAGGGAAGUCAAGUGAUUUACUUGGUCGGGUGGACUGGGCUGCUCACUUUGGAUGUUUUAAUGCAAGGAAAUGCCAUCUUGACGCGCGUGUUAGACUUAUGUUACGGGUGGUCCACUUCGUUUGUUCUAUUUUUAAAAAUCCACAUGUAGAUCCCAGACAGGUCGCUGCACUUGCUAGAUUCUUUUAUUUUUGCGCGCAGGGAGGCUUUCAAGCUAGUUUGUCAUGUUGUGCAUGAUGUAUCUAUAUCGUGUGCAUUCCUUUUCCUUUUUCGGGAGAAAAAAAGGGACACAAGAUAUGGGCAAUAAUGUGCGUUCCUGACAAUAAUGCUAGGCCAAUUCGUGACUAUUCGUAAUGGAUAGUAACUAUAACCUAUUACAUAGACACAGCAUAUAUACUCUUUUCCUGAGAACGUCAUUAAAGCAAGGCUAGCUGGAGGUAAAUCCUGGAACACCAAGUACAAGAUAAAGGAGCUGCACAAAUACUGAGAAAUAAUACAUGGCGCACAAACAUGUGUGUGUUGAAGGUUCUGUACAUACUUUCUCUGACUGGCAAGUAUUGAAGGAGAUAUAUAAAGGGCACAUUUGAGUCACACUAAAUUGUUCCAAAUCACAGACAGAUAACAGUUAUGGCAUAGCUUGCUAUGUUAUUGGAACAAGAAAUACAGUGACAUACCUAAUUGAGUGUCAUAGAAUUCUUGGCGUGAAUGUAGGUAAGUGAAAGCGUGUAAUACAUGUACACUAUCUGACCAUGAUUUUUAUUCUGGCUAGGGUGUAUGUGCGGGUUGCGGAAACAGUUAC
Molecule: messenger RNA, 3807 nt
Organism: Hordeum vulgare subsp. vulgare (domesticated barley)
Lineage: Eukaryota; Viridiplantae; Streptophyta; Magnoliopsida; Poales; Poaceae
Product: wall-associated receptor kinase 5-like
Exons: 3
Coding region: 469-2676 (735 amino acids)
Biological process (GO): cell surface receptor signaling pathway; protein phosphorylation
Cellular component (GO): plasma membrane
Molecular function (GO): ATP binding; polysaccharide binding; protein serine/threonine kinase activity
Source: RefSeq, a predicted model, not a curated record